Messenger RNA from Penicillium alfredii, 1467 nucleotides. RefSeq lists its product as uncharacterized. The record is from RefSeq and is a predicted model, not a curated record. The transcript has a single exon. Lineage: Eukaryota; Fungi; Ascomycota; Eurotiomycetes; Eurotiales; Aspergillaceae. Bases 1 to 1467 code for a protein of 488 amino acids.
AUGAACAACACCAACACUGACCCCCUGUUCAUCGCCCAAGAAGCAGUGUGCUACUACCCUAUUAGCACAAUCUACAACUCCUGUCCAAGAUAUCUUUUCUACGCGCUCCUUCUGGCAAGUUGUGUGACACGCUGGACAGGAUGGCUUGCCAACGUGUUCCUGGGCGCAGCAGCAACAUAUGCAGGAACCGCUGCGUUCCAAGCAUUCAUCCUGGUCGCUAGUCCGGCAAAAAUGGAAGCUCCGGGACCAGUCACUAUCCCAUACUUGUCCAGUAAUACAAGUUUAUGGCACAAUUUCCCUGAACUCAUUACCGAGACAACCAGACUGAUGGUUCAGCCUGGAGCCCUAGAGCUAGAUUCCGAUGCCGUCCUUGCCAUUGUGGUCACAGGCUACCUGGUUUUCCUGCCUUUACAGUGCUGGUCUCGCAUCUUAACGCAUGACCGGGCCAGGAAUAUCUUGAGGAAUAUCUUGUUUUCUCUCUGGAAUAUCUUGAUGCUAGCGGGGUCGAUAUGCGCACUGGUAUAUGGCUCCUACAACACUAAAGUCCCAACCCAGUACAUGUUCUGCUAUCCCGACCUUCCGCCCCUGGACGAAAUAUCGAGCGAUGGUUGGCAAGCUUCGUGGAGGAUUUCCACAUGGAAUGAUAGUGUUUGGCAGACCUUCUCCAAUAUCACACUGUGGGGCCAGAUCGGCGAUAUCUGCUACAGUCCUUGCUUCAACUCGAGCCAGAUCCUGCGACAGCCAACCUCGUUGCAUAUGCGGGUUGCGACACGAGGCUCGGAAAUCGCCCAUUCCCACAAGUUUUGGGACAGGGUGCUUUACUCGAAGCGGUACAUCUACAGCCUCAUCAUUCUCUGUGUCAUAUUGAAUUGCCUGCUUUUGACCUUCCGGUUCCUGCCUUACCGGUCACGCAUCCCAUCCGCUCAGAUUAUGGUCAUUUGGAAAGAAAGAAAGAAGAUAUGGAGGAGCUUCAAAGAGGAGAUUCACAGCGCUCUGGUGGAUUCUCAAAGAUCUCAAUCGAGAAAAAGUGAGGGGGAUUGCUCGAGCAGCAAGCAUGCUGCUUGGCGGAAGAUACGGCAAAUCCUCAGCCUUCGAUUCCUCAAGGCAUCCUUACAUGUGCUUGGAGAUGUGGCAAUUCUCUUUGGAUUGCUGUUUAGCAUGAUCAUCAGCCCAUUCACCAUCAUUGCCUUUGUGGCCUGGGUUGAGUGGUGCAUUUACAAUGAUGGCCCGUCCCAGGAACACCCACAACAAGUUGGUCAGUGGUCAUACUUGGUUUCUAUCGGAUUACUUCUUACUUCAGCGGCAAUAUUGACGCUGAGGUAUCGUCUCGCCUCGUCGGCCGAGCUCGAUCAGAACAUAUUGCAGCUCAGCCAGCAAUUGGCAGACUUGGAAAGGAGGAGGGAUGUGCAGGCUGGAACCGAGACUAUUACAAUAAUAGAAUCGAGGGACGAUGCUGCCGAAACCUAG